Messenger RNA from Sitophilus oryzae (rice weevil), 1542 nucleotides. Its product is annotated as craniofacial development protein 2-like. The transcript has a single exon. The coding region runs from base 1 to 1542 and encodes 513 amino acids. The record is from RefSeq and is a predicted model, not a curated record. Gene Ontology annotation, biological process: chromatin remodeling. Lineage: Eukaryota; Metazoa; Arthropoda; Insecta; Coleoptera; Curculionidae. Gene Ontology annotation, molecular function: catalytic activity. Gene Ontology annotation, cellular component: nucleus.
AUGAUGUUACGUGACAAUGGUAUAUGGUUGCCAUGCGAUCCGAGUAGCGACCGGCGCUUGACUGGGUUCGGGCCAUCAAGUGUGAAAUUAGCAACCGAGCAGACAAACGUAGGUGACCAGGCUUUGUCUGCAUAUCGAGUUACUGGAAAAAACAACAAGCUUCCUCAGAAAUCCAAGAUAAAUAUUGGUACGUGGAAUGUCCGAGGACUCCUGAGCGUAGGGAAACUUCAAAUAUUGGAGCGUGAGCUGAUGACAGCAGAGAUGGAUAUAUGUGGUUUGUCGGAAACACACUGGAAAGGUAAGGGACACUUUACAACUGCUGAACAUCGGAUUUUCGUGUCGGGCUCAGACAAUGCAAGCCAGAAUGGAGUAGCCAUUGUGGUUAACAAAAGAAUGGUACAAUACGUGGACAGUUACCAAACCAUUAGUGACCGCAUUAUUAAAGUCACCAUCCGUACAAAACCUACUAACAUGCAUCUUAUUCAGGUAUAUAUGCCUACAACUGACGCAGAUGACAAACAAGUUGAGGAUAUUUAUCAAGAAAUAGAACAACUAGUAUCAGCCACACCCAAAAAGGAACCCCUAGUCAUUCUAGGUGAUUUCAACUCCAAGGUGGGAAAGUCAGCUGACAAUAACAACCUACAAAAUAUUAUAGGAAUGUACGGACUUGGAGACAGAAAUGCCAGAGGAGAGAGACUUAUACAAUUUGCAAUAGACAACAAUCUUGCAAUAACAAAUACCAUGUUCAAACAACACCCUAGACGAUUGUCAACUUGGACCUCACCCGAUCAAAAAACGAAAAAUCAAAUUGACUAUAUCUUAAUAAGCGGUAGAUGGCGGUUAUCUGUUACCAAUGUUAAGACAAGACCUGGCAUGGUAUGUGGAUCAGAUCAUAAAAUCCUAGUGGCAAAGUUCCAUCGUAAACUACAGGCAGUGAAAUUGAUCAAAACGAAAAGGUAUUCAGUACCUACUAAAGAAGAAAUAAUGAAAACAAUGAAAUCGGUAAAAAUGCCCACACUAAAAAAUGACGUACAAGAAAUGUGGAAUGACACUAGGACUUGGAUAAAUGAAAUAGUUAAAGGAAGUUGCACAUCUGGAAACAUUAAAUUAAAGUCUAAAACUUGGAUGUCGAAUAAUACGAUCAAUUUGCUUGAAAAGAGAAGAAACCUAGUCAUAUCAACAACAUUUGACAAAGAACACAAACUAAGAAACAUCAAUAAAGAAAUAAAAAACAGCUGUAGACAGGAUAAAAACAAGCACGUCCACGAGAUUUGCACAGAAUUGGAAAGACACUCGGCAACUAACGAAUCUAGAGAGCUAUUCAAUAAGGUAAAAUAUCUCUCUCGUGAGUUUCAACUACGUACACAAAUUAUACAGGAUGAAAAUGGUCGAAAGAUUACUGAUCCGGAUGGUAUUGUUGAAGUCUGGCGAAAGUACUGCACAAAGCUUUACGAAGAUGGUGAAUCUUCUAAUAAUAAUAAUCGUCCCAACCAAUUCGAACAUGACCGGAGAUCCUUAAAUCAGAAGUUGAACACGCCCUAA